Molecule: messenger RNA, 2093 nt
Organism: Elaeis guineensis (African oil palm)
Lineage: Eukaryota; Viridiplantae; Streptophyta; Magnoliopsida; Arecales; Arecaceae
Biological process (GO): RNA 3'-end processing; polyadenylation-dependent ncRNA catabolic process
Cellular component (GO): nucleolus; TRAMP complex
Molecular function (GO): poly(A) RNA polymerase activity; mRNA binding
Source: RefSeq, a predicted model, not a curated record
CGCAGAAACACCGCAUAAAGCCCUAACAGCACUCCUCCGCUCUUCUUUCCUCCCCCGUGCGCCCCGAUAGAGAAAGACGGGAUGGAAGAGAGCGCGGGCUGUCUCUACGAAACCCUCGACUCCCCCUUCUUCUCCGCCGACCCUGACUUCGUUCGCGAUCCCACCGAAUCCUACGCCGUCUUCCGCAACCAGAUCACCUCGCCGGCGGACUCCUUCGCCGACAUUCCCGUCGCCGACUACUUCUCUCUUGACGUCGCCGCCGACAAUCCCCGCUGGGAAGAGACCCCGCAGCCGCCCCCGGCUUCCGGCGCCCCGGAGGCGAACCAGCCCUCGGAGAUGGCCUGGUUCCGCGUCGGGAGCCGUUUCAAGAGCCCCAUGCUUCAGCUUCACAAAGAGAUACUUGAUUUUUGUGAUUUUGUCUCACCAACUCCUGAAGAACAAGCCUUACGUUCUGCUGCUGUACAGCGUGUUUUUGAGGUUGUCAAACAUAUCUGGCCGCACUGCAGAGUGGAAGUUUUUGGAUCAUUUAGGACGGGCCUCUAUCUACCAACAAGUGAUAUCGAUGUUGUGAUUUUGGAGUCAAAGGUGAAGACUCCACAAAUGGGUCUUUAUGCUCUUGCUAGAGGACUAUCCCAGAGGAGUAUUGCAAAAAAAAUGCAGGUUAUUUCUAAGGCUCGUGUGCCAAUUGUGAAGUUUGUGGAAAAGCUCAGUGGGAUAUCUUUUGACAUCAGUUUUGAUGUGGACAGUGGACCUAAAGCUGCUGAUUUUAUCAAGGAUGCUGUGAAGAAGAUGCCUCCUUUACGACCCUUGUGCUUGAUUCUGAAGGUUUUUCUGCAACAAAGAGAACUGAAUGAGGUAUAUUCAGGUGGUAUUGGUUCUUAUGCACUUCUUACAAUGCUGAUAGCACACUUACAGAUGCAUUGGAGAGGACAAGAUAUACAGGGUUGCUGCCGAUCUAUGGAGCAUAACUUGGGAGUUCUUUUGGUGAACUUCUUUGAUUUUUAUGGUCGCAAAUUGAACACUUGGGAUGUUGGUGUUUCUUGCAAUUCAAUAGGCACUUUUUUCUUGAAGAGUGAUAAAGGAUUUAUGAAUGCAGAACGGCCGUAUCUUCUAUCCAUUGAGGAUCCACAGGCUCUAGACCAUGACAUUGGGAGGAAUUCUUAUAACUAUUUUAAGGUGAGGUCAGCCUUUGCAAUGGCCUACUCUUCACUGACGGAUGCAAAAGCCAUCGUAGGUUUGGGCCUGAACAGGAGCAUUCUAGGGACCUUAAUUAGACCAGACCCAGUGCUUCUAGAGCGGAAGGGUGGAGAUAAUGGAGAACUUGUUUUCAAUAACUUGCUUCCGGGGGCAGGUGAACCAAUGAUUCAGCAAUUUAAGAAUGGGGGUGAUAUAAUAUAUAACUGGCAAUUGAUUGAUGAUGAACCACUGCCAAGGGGGAAACUACUUGCUGAAGAUGAUAGUAUAUUGUCUUCUAGGAAGAGGGCCUCAAAAGCAAAACAAAGAUCCAGUAAAAGUCAAAAGCUGGAAGUUUUGGAGGGUAUGCAUGAAGAAAACAGUGUCGGGAGCAAAAAAGGUUUGAGAAAGCAGUGGAAAAGAUUUCGAGAUGAGGAUGAAUCUACCAGCAGCCGCCAUGGUCACUCAAGUCGAAGUCGCUGAUUCCUUGUAGCUAUGCUUCAGUGCUGCAUGUGAAGGUUGCAAGCAGUGACCCGGUAGACAGUGAAAUCAUAUACUGAGCUACUGAUAUGACUUGGUUGUGAAGGUGAUAAUAUAGACAAGAAGGCCAACAAUAACAGGUGAAGUUUGCUUGUGCUAAUCAAACGGUACUGAUCAAAGAGCCAUCUUUGGUUGUAGGGAGCCGCCACCAUUUAACAUCAUGGAUGGAGUGUUGUUUUAUCAAAUUAUUUUUUUAAUUUGUAAAUAAAGACAUGAACAUAUGAUAUGAUAAUGCUUUAUUUUCAGGGAAGGGAAAAAAGGAUACUUAUUUAUUUUCAGGGAAGGGAAAAAAGGAUAUUUAUUUAUCACACUAAUUAUACUUCUGACCUCUGUUUAUUGGCUUGACAAUAUAAUGUGGAAAAGAAUUGGCUCCAACAAAA